GCUACGGGCGUGUGUGCGCGCGCGCGCACGCACUUCCCCUCCUUCCUGCAUCAUAGCGCGCCGUUAUCAUCACGCGUUCACGUAAUACUCCCGUGGACAAGCUGACUUGUUGGAAAUGCUCGAAGAUCUUGAAUCUGUGCGAUAACGCAGUGGCUGUGGACGCAUCCAAAGAAAAGUGAAGCCAAGGAAAAUACUCAGGCAGCGGACGGAGGAGCGGCUUGUUGAUCUGCUAACUUGAAGGUUGUGUUGUGGCCGGGUCUCUCCUGGCUGGGGCACGAGCUGCCAUGCCAUUUGGUUGUUUGACACUCGGGGAGAAGAAGGAUUACAACAGUCCCUCGGAGGUGGCCGAUAAGUAUGACCUCGGACAGAUCGUCAAAUCCGAGGAGUUCUGCGAGAUAUUCCGAGCGAAGGAUAGGAACACCUUGAAAAUGUACACCUGUAAAAAGUUUCACAAAAAGGACGGAAGGAAAGUGAGGAAAGCUGCCAAGAAUGAGAUAAUGAUCCUAAAGAUGGUUAAACAUCAUAACAUCCUCCAGCUGGUUGAUGCUUUUGAAACUAAGAAAGAGUACUUCAUUUUUCUGGAGCUUGCUACAGGCAGAGAGGUCUUUGACUGGAUCUUAGACCAAGGCUACUACUCGGAGAGAGACACCAGUAACGUUAUGAGACAGGUUCUGGAAGCUGUAGCUUACCUGCACUCCCUGAAAAUUGUCCACAGGAACCUGAAGCUGGAGAACCUGGUGUACUUCAACCGCUUGAAGCACUCCAAAAUUGUCAUUAGUGACUUCCAGUUGGCAAAACUGGAAAAUGGACUCAUUAAGGACCCAUGUGGGACCCCAGAAUACCUGGCUCCUGAGGUCGUUGGGAGGCUCAGAUAUGGACGACCUGUGGACUGUUGGGCCAUAGGCGUCAUCAUGUACAUACUCUUGUCUGGAAACCCACCUUUCUAUGAUGAUGCGGAAGAAGACGACUCCGACAGCCGCGAUAAGAACCUUUUCCUAAAGAUUUUGUCGGGGGACUAUGAAUUUGAUUCACCGUACUGGGACGACAUUUCAGAUUCUGCCAAAAACCUAGUGGCGUCUUUAAUGGAGGUGGACCAGGAUCAACGACUGACUGCACAGGAAGCUAUUGCCCACGAAUGGAUUUCUGGUAAUGCUGCUUCAGACAAGAACAUCAAGGAUGGCGUUUGUGCACAAAUAGAAAAGAACUUUGCCAAAGCUAAGUGGAAGAAAGCCGUCAGAGUGACCACGCUGAUGAAGAGGCUCCGAGCAUCCGAGCAGGGCGAAUCCGGGGCCUCCGCUCCUGCCGCAGGGGCCGCUGCGGACUCCAACCCGGACGGUGCCACUCCCGUUCCUCCGGCCGGCAGCACUGACGCCGCCGCCGCCAGCACGACAGCGGGCUCUGACACACAGACUGCCGCCGGCGCCGCGCCCUCCCUGCCCAGUGCGGCGAGGCGGGAGGAGCAGCCCCAGGCACGGUGCAACGGAGACGUCCCCCAGCUGCUGCCGCAGAGACAGGGAGAUUAGCACCAGAAGAGGACCUUUGCCACCCAACAAGCACACGCGCAGUAUAGCCAAUAACUCUGUCUAUGCUGUCUGACUAUCCCCCAGUUUGCUGAAUCAUGUCAUGACAAUAUGCAUUACAACUUUUUAGCUUUGUGUACUGAUUAGUCUGUUGAUAGUGUUCUCCCUCGUUAUUUUGUGUACUCGUCCCUUUAAUGCUAGUUGCAAAGUAGCUUUUCUGUUCUUUCCUUUACCUUAAGAAAUGUAAAAAUUUAGUGAAGUCCGCCCUCUCCUCAUCAGCUCAUUGUAUAUACUGUAGAUGUAUUUGUCUGUUUUAACUAAUUGCUACUGUAGUUUGCGGCUUUAGAACCUACAAUUCUGAGUUUAUGUCUUGUAACUUAAAAUUAUGAGUUGAAAGACCUAUUAAAUGUAUUAUAGAAAUAAUUUAAAUGAGAAAUAUAAAUCUACAUUUUCAGGAUCUGCGAUAACCUUUUUGUAACUAUUAAUUAUUACUCAAAUGAAAAUGGUCUGGAUGUUUAAAAUUUCAAGAGUAUUUUGAAAGUUUAUUUAUGAUUAAAAUAUAAAGCCAGCUUUUAUUUUGGAUAUACAAUGCACAAAACUAUGCCUAAAACAUCAAAAGCUAUGUAACAAUCACAUCAGUAGUUGCAGAUCUGUGGAUUCAUCAGCUUGAGUUGGAUUCUUUUGCAGGCUUUAGUGUAGUACAAUUUCAGACAACUUAGAAUUUUAAGAUAGCAAGAAAGCAUACUGUAUUUUAAGUUUAAGUGCCUUAAUAUUUGUUGCAGUAAUGUACUGAAAUAUUUCAAAAGAAAUAACUAGUUUCUAAUUGCUUACUGAUUUCUUUGAAAUGUUUUGGCUGUUAUUCUUUCUCCUCUGUGUAGCCUCACUGCUGUAUUGAUACUUGUGUUUUGUCCUCUUCACACUUAAACACUAAAAACUAGAUUGAGAGCGUUCUAUGUGCUGUUUUAGCUGUUGUUGUUGUUAUUGUGUUGUUACUAAUAUAAUUAGUAAAUUCACUAAGGAAUAUGUACAUUUGCCCUGUACACAUGUGUAUUUUUUUAUUUACAUGUGUAGUUAGCAACAUUUAGCUGAGCUAAGAGGUUGCUACAGUGGUUGUGAUUAAAUAAAAUGAGCAAUGCUAA
This is a messenger RNA of Betta splendens (Siamese fighting fish), 2659 nucleotides long. RefSeq names its product CaM kinase-like vesicle-associated a (gene camkva). NCBI's taxonomy places the organism in Eukaryota, Metazoa, Chordata, Actinopteri, Anabantiformes, Osphronemidae. The transcript is spliced from 11 exons. The coding region runs from base 285 to 1523 and encodes 412 amino acids. The record is from RefSeq and is a predicted model, not a curated record. Gene Ontology annotation, cellular component: intracellular anatomical structure. Gene Ontology annotation, biological process: peptidyl-serine phosphorylation. Gene Ontology annotation, molecular function: calmodulin binding; ATP binding; calcium/calmodulin-dependent protein kinase activity.